CUGCACCUCGAAGACUAGUGAAGGUAUAUCAUCACAUAUGUUCUAAAGGAUCAUCUUCGAGGGGUUUUGUUCUACAACAACAUCGAUCAAUCAAUCUCUAAGUAAAGUCCUUCGGUGGAUUCCAGAAGGCGAACGGAAGGCUUGUGGAUUCAAGGCAGUGGCGGUCAAGCAUUCAGAGAGGUAUACGUGGAUUCGGCAAGAUCGGGUUUAGGUUUGUGGAGUUCAAACUUAUAGUAAGAGUUCUUGUAACCUCGUGUUUAGUAGUGCUUGAUUCCUUCCCGUGGUUUUUUUCCGUUUAGGGUUUUCCACGUAUAUCCUGGUGUUAUCUUUUGAUUGUUUUUCGUUCCUGCAUUUGGAUUGAUUGGUGGUUUAUUUAUUAAAGAAUUCAUACAUAGCAAAUAUUUAUAAAUCUAGGCGAUUUAGGGUUUUUCAUUGUACUUGUAUAUUUCUGUCAUUGCUGAAACAAUAAGACCAUGUUUGUCUUUUUCCCAUAAAAUUGAUUGAGUAUAGUACAAUUCCUGCACUGCCAUUGCCGCAUAAUUUGUACUCUCUCCGUCUUUUUUUAAGUGUCUUGCUUUGUAACUCCAACUAAUUAAAAAGACAUCAUCAUUAUACAUUUCACAUCAACUUUUUCCUCCACUUUCCAUACUUACCUAUCAUCAUUACACUUUUACUCACUAACUUUUUAAAAUGGAAUAUACUUUUAGGAACAAAAUAGACAAUGCACCAACUUUUACCCACUAACUUUUCAAAAUGGACACUUAUUAAGGGACAGCCCAAAAUGAAAUACUGAACUCUAAAUAAGGCACGGAAGGAGUAAGUUCCGUUUUUUUUCUAACAAAAAAACGUACGUGCCUCAGCAUUUGUUGUGCAUUUAGAUUUAUCACACCGAAACACACUAAUGUUUGUUACAACUUACUUAGAAAGCCUACACGUAUUGCUCUCAAUCUGGAUAUAUAUAGAAGAGACUUGCUGCACUUUUACAUCCUAUACUAACAUUGGUGCCAUUUCCAACCCAAAAAGCCUAACCCAUGGAGAUCCAAAUCUUGUCCAGAAAAUCCAUAAAACCCUCAACUCCAACUCCAAACCAUCUCAAAACACACAAACUGUCAUUCUUUGAUCAACUGGCUCCUCCGGCUCAUGUCCCCCUCCUUUUCUUCUACCCAUCCGAUGGAAUCUCCACCUCCAACGAAAAGCUACAAAAGCUACAACAAUCCUUAUCAGAUGUCUUAACCGUGUUCCACCCUCAGUCAGGGAGGUUCAUCAAACAAGACCUCAUCGUGGAUUGUAGCGAUCAAGGGGUGGAGUUUUUCGGAGCCAAAGUAAAUCUCACGCUCGACAAGUUCCUCUCUUUAUGCCCUGAAAAACUUGAGUUGUUGAACUGUUUUGUGCCGUGGGAUGUAGGCUUUGCUUUCUUACCAACUGCACCCAUGGUAGCAAUUCAAGUCUCGGUUUUUGAAUGUGGUGGACUGGUCAUUUGUGUGCACGCUUCCCAUGUGAUAGCCGAUGGGUUCACCGGCAGUAUGUUUAUCCAAGCGUGGGCCACCGCAAGUCGGUUGGGGAUCGGAGAAGUGGUCAGACCGUGUUUUGAUCUCUUCUCGUUGUUCCCACCGAGAGAUAUUGCAUGGGAGAUUGUCAAUAUUCCACCACCAAACUUUAGCAGCCCCGGCAUCGGCGUUAAGGUUGUUACUAGGGUGUUCUUGUUUGAUGCAGCAAAGAUAGAAGAGUUAAAGGCGGAAGUUGGUGGUUCCGGCGGAGAACGGAAACCUAGUAGGGUGGAGGUGGUGAUAUCAGCCGUGUGGAAGGCUCUAAUUUUGGCCGCUCGAGCGAGGAAUGAAGGGAAGUUGAGGAACUCUGUUAUGUCGUUAUCUGUAAAUUUGAGAGGUAGAACAGCCCUAUCCACACCUGAAAAUCCUUCUGGGAACUUUUACAUGUCAACUCCGAUCGAAUUUGCGCCGGAACAGAACAGUACUACGGUGCCAAAUCGUCAUCACUUGCUGGGCCUCGUACGGGAAUCCAUUCGGAGCUCUCUCUCAACCUUCGCAGAACUCUCCAGCGGCGACCAAGUUUUCUCGGCGGUAGCGAAUUUUCUCUACCAGUUGAGAAAAUCUACGCUGGACGAGAACGUGGACGUGCACCAUUUCGCGAGCAUGUGCGGGUUUCCUCUGUACGAGACCGAUUUCGGUUGGGGGAAGCCUUGUUCGGUGAGUAGCGUUUGCGUGCCAUUGGAAAUGGUUGCUUUGAUGGAUACCAAAUGUGGGACGGGAGUCGAAGCUUGGGUGUCCUUGGACGAAACUUUUAUGCUCGAGUUGGUAAAGGAUCCUGACAUUCGGGGGUUGAACUCUUCCUCAUGUUCUCCUUGUGGAGAAAUUACUCGGUAGCUAGUCUCAGCAGCAUUAUCGUCGCGUGUGCACGUCACGGCUCGGAUCAGUCAUUGCGCAACGAUCGAUUGAAGAAGGGAAGAUUCGGACAACUCUGCCAGUUUUUCGUGAUAGCAAAUUUGUUAUAUAAAAUAAAAAAAAAUGUUCGGUCGCUGAGAUUCGAACUGUCUAAACAUGUUUAUUUUCAUUUUUCACGUACGUUGGAAAAUUAACCCGCUUCUAUGUAAAAAUAGCUUGGGAAAA
Molecule: messenger RNA, 2624 nt
Organism: Rhododendron vialii
Lineage: Eukaryota; Viridiplantae; Streptophyta; Magnoliopsida; Ericales; Ericaceae
Product: acetyl-CoA-benzylalcohol acetyltransferase-like
Exons: 2
Coding region: 1032-2381 (449 amino acids)
Source: RefSeq, a predicted model, not a curated record